AUGGGAAAAAUAUCUGCAUUACAUCGAAACCUUUUGAUUCGAAAUAUGGAGGGGCAUCUCAUUCCUCCUGAUCCAAUGGACUGGGAGCCAACCCCUUCACAAGACCCUCUUCCAGUUCCAACUUCACAUCAUAACACUUUGUCUCAUCAAUAUAGCACUACUCAAACCCCUAUUCGCGUCUCGCAACGCGUCCAAGCCAACUCUAAGACUCCUCAGGUGAACGCAGAGACAGCACCCACCACACCACCUUUGGCCCUGCUACUCUCGCCAAACGGAAAUUCACAGCCUUUGAACCUUCAAUGUUCUCCAACUCAGCCUCACCGUAAGACCCCCCCAAGCAAUGCCCUUUUUAAAUUGCAAAAGGCCAGAACUCCUCCUGAGGGUGGGCCACAGGGGUCAUCAAAUGGCAAUCAGAACAAGUCGGGGGGGUAUCUCCCAACGCAGGACGGUAAUACGGCCGUGAAGUCCGAUCGAAGAAUAGGCGCUACAUGGAGAUGCAGCGGCAUCUCAUCCAUCCCAUUACCCCAAGUCAUCCAUCGAACUCUCAAUUCCACUCCACGUAAGAGAAAUAUCGAGGCUGUUGGUGGCUACGAGCAGGGUGGUCGCGGGAAUCAACGUGAUCUAGAGCUAGAGACGGCUCAUGGAAAUUCCCUACCAGAAUCACCCGUAGACACGUCAAUGACUGACGCGCCUUCUUAUGAAGGCUCUUUACUUGGAAGCUCCCCGCUUGCAACGCGCUCAACUGCAGCGUCCCCUUUUGUGGGCCCUCGGCUCGUAAUCGAACCAGUUGCAGACAAUCCUUUUGCGGCCUCUCAGCGUGCAACUCACCCCGUUGCAGCGUCGCCAGUCGCAGCUUCACCAGUCACAGCGCGCUCAAUUUUACCUUCUUCUUCUCAAGCCUCUGGUGCCUCAGUUGCCCAAGUUUAUGUUCCUGAGGAUGCCGUCAUCUAUCAACCUGAAAAUCAACGUACUCCUAAACGUUUCCCUGGCACUUGGCGGCUGGCCCCAGCCACUACCCGUCAGCUGGCUAUACCACCAACUGAGCUAUUUCACAUGAGUGAAGCUGAUGCCAGCAUUGUUCGAGACCAAAUUGCGCUAAUGUCGGGUGCCCUGGUUGGGGAACCACGCACAUCAGCUCCAGGGAUGGUAGUUCCUCUUACCGAUGGCACCGUGAUACCUCCGAAUUUUCCGGAGCACGGCUAUGAUGAUGUCCUCACAUUCCUGCAACACGUUCUACGUCUACCUCCAUGGGUGAUAUAUGAGGUUUACUUCCCAACACUCAAAGCUAUGCGUUUCGCUUUCGAAACAGUUGGCAACAAAGCAAGUCGAACUUAUCGAGAGUUCGUCCAGGCCGCUGUUGAGGUCCAAGGGUGCGUAAAAAGAAGAGCCGUUGAGAUUUACGAUGGUGUGGUGCCCGAAUUUAUCCGGCGAAAAAUUCGACUGCGGCAGCCACGGCAACCACGGCAACAACAACAACAACAGAGCAGGAGUCGGCGCCACCUAUCUGAAAAUGAACGCCACCGCCAAAAAGCUCGUAAGUUUGGCAUGGGUAUUAAGAAGCCAACCCCUCAGCAUGCACAGGUCACCAUUUACGAAUAUGAAGAUUCCAACCUUUCUCCACGUACCAACCUUCCACCGUCUCAAAUGAUUAAGUCCUACAGACGCAGUGCCAAAAAGGAUGCUGUGGUGAAAGGCUCGAAGAUCCAAAAGAAGACACCUACCAGCAAAAUCAAAUUCCAGUCCAAGUCGACCGCUGGUCCACUUCCUUAUGUGCCUCUAGAUCGCCGGAACAAAAAUCCCGUCCCACGUCCUCUAAGAAAGGGCGUAUUCGUACCAGGAGCUUGGCCAAACGCAGUUCCGCGCAACGAAGCUGUCCUACGAGCUUUCCACGAAUCUUACCGAAAAUACACUUUUGCUGAAACCGGACACCUAGUUGACAAAUUGUCUCCUGAGGAGGAAGCAGCGGAAUUGGCUAGAUGUCAAGCUAUGUGUGAUCGAGGUGCCCAACGGACCAAAUCUGUCAAACUUUCUUCUUCUCCAGAGCCAGAGGAAAAGCUACCACUCCCACCGCUUCCACAACUUCCAGCAGUCCCUGAAGGUUUAACCACACUUGCUCCGUUGACCCCACCUCGACGAUCUCUUUCUCUAGGGACUCCAGCUACUUCCCUUGAAGCUAUUAUUUCUCAGCUCACUUCUCCUCAAGCUAUUCCUGCUCAUGCGGCAACUCCUCAACCGACUCCUGAUCAAACUCAAGCUCAAGUGACUCAAGUUCAAGCGACUCCUCAGCAGGCUCCAUCGCCACCACCCGGUGAACCAGUUGCCCAACCAGAAGCCACAGUGUUACAAGAACUUCAGGCAGAGUCAAAGGAGGCCCCACCAACUCCUGAUUACGAAGGAUAUCUGCCCAGCAAUGCUCAAGAGGCCGAGGAACGCCCAAACAAAGCUGUCCAAUGGCUCACGACAGAUUCGCCGAUGGGAAGGCCAGUCUCUUCAGUGCGAGCCUAUGAUCCUUUGUUCCCUAUAGUUCCUUCGGUUCAAGCGAUUUCAGAGGGCGCAGGUGCAGCUCUAGCGUCCAAAGACAGGGAAACCCUGGCAGACAAGUUGAUCCAGCGCAACCAGCUCUCUCCUCGAUCCCUAGAUGCCCCGUUCGUUAAACACCUGACAGCCGCGUGGGAAACUAAAGUUGACAGUGCGAUGGCGCACUCCGAUCACAGUAAGCUGGCCUCCACAUCACGUGGAGAGCCUAUUACUCGGAGGUCGCUUAACACUUGUUACAAGCUACGCACCUGGCUCAAUGACGAAGUAAUCAACGCAUAUCUUGCGUUGAUCGUCGACCAUGCACGUCGGGCUGCAGGGAAUUCUGGGAGGCAUGACAAGCCCAGGUACCACGCCUUCAGCACGUUUUUUUUCUCUAACCUUCGUGACAAAGGUUAUGAGAGCGUGCGGCGCUGGGCGAGUCGUGCCAAGAUCGGAGGGGGCGAGUUGUUGCGAGUGGAGACGGUUUUCGUCCCCAUCCACGACAGCGAACACUGGACCCUUAUGGUCGUAAGACCGGUUGCUCGAACGAUCGAGCAUUUUGACUCUCUCGGUUCGCCCUCCUUGGCCCACAUUGCAACGGUGAAGAAGUGGCUCCGGGGUGAGUUGGGCGAACUCUUCGUGGAAGAAGAGUGGCGGGUGCUGCCCUCCAUCUCCCCACAGCAAGAUAACGGCAGCGAUUGCGGGGUAUUCCUCCUGACGACCGCCAAAUUGGUGGCGUUAGGCAUGCCCCUGAAAUAUGGGGCUAGGGAUAUUCCCCAGAUCCGUAAAAGGAUCGUUGCCGAACUGAUAAACGGGGGGUUCGAUGGUGAUUUCGAUCCCAAGCUCGAGAUGGAUCCAGUUAAGUCGAUGCUAUAA
Messenger RNA from Paracoccidioides brasiliensis Pb18, 3393 nucleotides. RefSeq names its product SUMO protease ULP1. Bases 1 to 3393 code for a protein of 1130 amino acids. Gene Ontology annotation, cellular component: nucleus. Gene Ontology annotation, biological process: protein desumoylation. The transcript is spliced from 4 exons. The record is from RefSeq and is a predicted model, not a curated record. Gene Ontology annotation, molecular function: deSUMOylase activity.